CACCUCUGUAUUGCCACUUUUACUGGUUAAUAAAAAUUUUCUCCAUUUUACACUUUCUUCUUGAUAGAGCGUAAAUGGUGAGUUUGACAUUGGUUUCUGAUGUUACUCUGAACUCUGAAGAAUAUAUGGCUAUUCUAAGCUGGUUUCCCGGCGGCGUUCCGAGAUUCUCCAGUGAUGAUUUUUUGGUUCCAGAAGGUGGAUUUUGGGUUAUAAGCGAGGCGGAGGGAUUUCGUAGACGUCUGCACCAUUCACGAGGAAACCAAAGGCUGAAACUAAAGGCAAGUACCUAUGCAGAUGUUGAAGGCCUUCCUUCCUGGUGGAGGAUUGUCAGAUCGAAGUCGUCUCCCUCCUUCCUUAGAAGAUCCAUUCUAACAUUUUAAUUAUAUAGUCUGCAAUUCUCGUGAACAUUGAGGUCAUGAGGUCCAUCUGAUUUUCAGGUAUAGCUAGUCUUUAACUCACCAAAUGCAUGUUCUCGUUGUAGAUAUAAGUGGAACUUCUCAGGGAUUUGCUUGGCUCUUAAUUUACCAGAAUCAUAGAAUCCAUGGCUUGUAUUUUCUUAAGAUUCUUGUUACCUUUUUGAACUAUAACAUAGUUGUUUCAGAAUAGUCUUUUAUAGCUUCAAUUGAAGUAGACUUUUUUAGAUGAAUUUAGCAUGCUAGUAAACCUUCACUGAAUUUACAACAAAACAUUAGACUAUUAUGUUCUAUCUUUUUGCUGUUUGUGUGAUUUGCUGAAUGAGGUUACGACAUUAUGAUCAUCAAGAGGAUGCUCCCAAGCCUGGACAACCAGGACAAACCCCUCGUCCUGCUGGUCCUGGAGCCAGCGUCUACGAUGGUAUCUUUGAUUCGUCUCUUUGCUGUUUCUUUUGUAUCGUUAUUGUUAGAUGUAGAUACUACAUAACAUCAAAAGUUUGGCAAUUUGUGGAUAUGUUCAGGGAAUUUUAGAAUAUUAAGAUUACAGUCACAUUGAAUUUGGUCUUGUGUGGAUUCGUAGGGUACACAUUGCCAUUUAGAGACAAUAACACUUUCAUGUAUUUGGUUUAUUCGUAUAACUGCGUUUGGUAAUACAAGAUGUUGGCUCUGUCCAUCUUCCGGUUGCACCAGAUGUAACAUGAUGAGAAGGCUGAAGAUGAAACAUUAAUUCGCUGCAUCACUCAAAUCUUCGAGGUUAUGUGUAUCUGUGUCGAUACUGUUUGUUUUCUUGGUGAUUAUCAAGAACUGACUUUUGUUUUGGAUGGAGUCACAUUUUUGGUUUUGAGUUAGGAUUUUUUUUAAAUAUACUUAAGAAUCCUAUGUUGGGGUUCUCCAAUACAGAUGAUUUAAACAGGCUAAUUUAUCUAAGCAUUACAAUCUUUUUCGGA
Molecule: messenger RNA, 1360 nt
Organism: Thlaspi arvense
Lineage: Eukaryota; Viridiplantae; Streptophyta; Magnoliopsida; Brassicales; Brassicaceae
Source: the annotation of a GenBank genome assembly